This is a messenger RNA of Salmo salar (Atlantic salmon), 3477 nucleotides long. The record is from RefSeq and is a predicted model, not a curated record. Lineage: Eukaryota; Metazoa; Chordata; Actinopteri; Salmoniformes; Salmonidae.
UUCGUAUUAUUCUGUAUGUAAAUCAGAGACACUCCAUUUCGUAUGAUAUGUUACGUUUCAUAUGGUAUGUAUUCAUUUGUGAAUAGUGUUACCCACAUUAGUCAACACCUACAGAGCAUGUCAUGUUCUUUUUCUACCUUAACUAAAACUGCUACUGUACAGACCUACUCAUGAGUUUUGAAGCCCAUGAUGCUGUCACCCACACCUAACGUUAGCCAUUUCCACAGAAGCCCUAUCAGCUAUAACCACUUCCUCCCCCUCAAUUUGUUGUGGUUAACUGUAGCCCUGCUUUACAAUGUAGUGAAAAACUGAGCAGCUCAGGGUGCAGAUUAGCAAUAGACUGAUAGCAGCACAAGGAUGUUACUGUCUAGAGCAUAGGCUGUAAUACUUUUGUGUUUAGAAGAUACAGAACCUGGGAACAAGACAGACCAUUUACUGAGAUAUGAAAACUCCUAGACAGACCAUUUACUGAGAUAUGAAAACUCUUAGACAGUCUCUGUGGCCUCAUCACUACUGACUUGUGGUGCCUAGUCUCAUCGCUCACCAUGACCCCAACCGGCCAGGCCGAGGAGUGAGACAGCCAUGUCUGAUUCUACCUUGUUCAGAGCCACCAGAAUACUCUGCAGAAGUAUAUCUAGUGACAUGGAGGAGUCUGAGGCCAAUGGCAGAGGAGGAACUGUCCCCAUGAGGAAGUGUUCAGACAGGAGGGGUUCUGACUGGGGAAGCAUCACCAUGCUGGAUAAGACCAAGGAAUUCUUCCAGACCUGCGAUGUGGAGGGCAAAGGCUUCAUCACACGCACCGAUAUGAGGAGGCUUCACAGAGAACUACCCCUCACUGCUGAAGAACUGGAGAAUGUCUUUAACUCCCUGGAUACUGACCAGAAUGGCUAUCUCACCCUCGAAGUGUUCUCAUCAGGAUUCAGUCAGUUCCUGCACGGCCGGAGGAUCUCUGUAGCCGAAGACGCAGCACCCAUCCUCCCCACUUCGAGGAAGCCCUCAGAAGCCCUAUACCAGAGCCAAUGGGAUGAGAGGUUGACUGGAGGGUGGGAGGAUGAGGAGGAGGAGAGUCACUUCUGUACGCUGCUGGAGAGCCUAGGGGCCAGCAACGUGUUCCAGGAUCCAGGCGAGGUGCGCAGCUUGUGGGCCCAGCUGAGGAGGGACGAGCCUCACCUCCUGUCGAACUUUGAGGAGUUCCUGGCCAGAGUCACCUUCCAGAUCAAAGAGGCCAAAGAGGAGAAGAGGGAGAUGGAGAGGGCCCUCCAGAGGAAAGCUGCCACACACGACAGUGAGAUCCGCGGUCUGUAUGAAGAAAUGGAGCAACAAAUGAAAAGCGAGAAGGACCGGCUGCUCCUCCAGGACUCAGAGCGUCUCCAGUCUCGUAGUCACGACCUGGAGCACCAGCUGUCCAGUAAGGAGAGAGAGCUGGAGCAGCUCUUCCAGAAACAGAGGAGGUUGGAUCUCCAGUGUCGCGACCUGAGCAGUGAGCAACAGGAGAGCCGGGUGGAGAAUGUCAAGCUGAAAAUGACCAAUGAGGAACUGAGCAGAGAGCUGGAGAGCACCUGUCAGGAACUGUCCUUGGCCCAGGAACAACUGACCAUGCUGCAGGACCAGGCUUCCCGCCUGCACCAGGAGAGAGAGAUGGAAAUGUACCGAGUCACUGAGGGACUACAGAGAGAGAAACAGAGCCUAAUGAAACAACUAGACCUUCUCAGAGAGAUGAACAAACAUUUAAAAGAUGAGCGAGACCUACACUGUGCUGUGAACCCCAGGAACUCCCUCAAACAGAAGCAGAGAGCAGGAUUGGUCAAUCUGUUUGCGGACACCAGCCAGCAGCCGGUUAAAAGCGAGGACGAUGUUGACACCGCUUGUCCACCACGUUCGCCGAAAACAAACUACGGCCUGGCCAACGGCUACCACGACUCCAACACCUCGUCUCCAACCCAAGUGGUUGAGGCGCAGGGUGUGAGGGUGAAGGAGAGGCUCUCCAACUUCGAGUCAGAGAAGACCCUCGCCCCCACCCAGAACGAAAGGGACAGGCAUACAGAGUGCCAGAGUAAGCCGGAGGUUAGGGGCGACGGCCUGGACGGUCCCCCAGACGGGUGGCCUCUCCGUCGGGUUAUCUCCAUCGAGGAGGACCACCUCCCCCACCUGCUUCAUGGAGGGCCCCAGCCCCUGCUGCACCAGCUCAGUGAGAAAGACGACGAGGAGCAAGAGAAGGAAGAUCUGGAGAGUAGUAUCCUCUUCGCCCCUGUUCCUCUACCCGUCCCGGUCACGACAGUGUCCCCCUUCAAACACAGAGGUAGUUUCAGCAGAAUCAGAAAUAUCCCCUCGUCACCUCGAGGACAGCCCGUCGGCAAGGAGACCCAAAAUAGGGUGAAGGAGAGGGCCGUGCCUGCCCCGGACCGCCUGUUUAAGGUGGUUCUGGUGGGAAACUCCAGCGUGGGCAAGACUUCCCUGCUGCGCACCUUCUGUGACGGCCGCUUCCACCCCUCCAGCCCUGCUACUGUAGGUAUUGACUACAGUGUGAAGACUCUAAUGUUGGACAACACCCAGGUAGCCAUGCAGCUGUGGGACACGGCCGGGCAGGAGAGGUACCGCAGCAUCACCAAGCAGUUCUUCCGUAAGGCAGACGGCGUGGUGGUCAUGUACGAUGUCACGUUCCUGGACAGCUUCAAGGCCGUGCGACCCUGGCUCAUCAACGUCCAGGAAGCUGCGGGAGUGGGCAUUCCCAUCCUGCUCCUGGGCAACAAGAUGGACGCGACGUCCGAGAGGGAGGUACCACUUAAAGAUGCAGAGACUCUGGCCCAUGACACCCGUGUGAUAUUCUAUGAGGUCAGUGCUUACACCGGCUACAACGUGACAGAGGCCAUGAUCCACCUGGCCAGAGUGCUGAAAGAGCAGGAGGAUCAGGUGAGAGACACGUUUGUCUUACUGGAGGCCCUGCCCAUCAAGAAGAAAGCCUGCUGCAAGUAAAGACACUCUGACAGAACAGAGAGAGAGCAUUUGGAAUGGCUGGAGACUCCUGAUAACAAGUGAAGGAACUCUUCAAUCUAACUCUUUCUCUGUGCUCUCGGAGCCAAAUCCUAACUUUGUGUACAUUUGUUAAUCAAUGUCUCAAAUUAGGACGGCCCUUCUUUCAGUACCUGUUUUGUUAAAAGCAAAGAGCCUGGUUGAGCUGGAUCAUAGUGGAUUUAGCUCUAGUCUUCAUUCCAACCCUUUUUAUGUGUUGUUAUUUGGACCUCCUGACUGUUAUGAGCAAUAGACAUGUGUUCUACUGUAGAACUAAUGGUAUAUUUUGUCAAUUUAAAAAGUGGAUCAAUCAUUUCAAUGUAUAGAAUGAAUGUUUUUUUUGUUGUUGUUGUGAUUAUGUUGUUAAUCAAAACAGAAUGGAUAUGUAAAUAAGAGCUUGAUUAAGUUGUUAGUCUGUUACCACAUAAGCACAACAAAAUAAUGAUUGUCAUAAAUUGAUUAAAAUAC